AUGGAUACAUCUAAAAUUUUGAAAUGGGCCGUUGUGCUUGGAGGAUUCCUCUGCUACUUUUUGGCUGAUGGCUGUACCUACUCAGCUGGUAUUUUAUUUACUGAAUUUAAGGAUAUCUUCAAUGCGAGUGCCACGGCAACCUCUUUGCUGCCCGCAUUAAUUUACGCGAUUCCCCAAUUCAUGUCACCACUUAUUUGUCCGGUCACUAACAGUGUUGGAUACUCAACAGCGGCAGCUUGGGGCUCCGUUUUUCUAUGUCUUAGUUUCAUCGUUACAUCAUUUGCACAGGAGAUCGGCAUUACCUACUUUGCAUAUGGCGUCUUGAUGUCUCUUGGAUUGCAGUUGACUUAUACAUCUGCAUUUAUGGCUGUCUGUGCUACAUUUAAAGACAGCAAGUGGUUCGGUUUGGCAUGUGGCAUAAUGACUUGCGGAGGAGGCAUCGGUGCAUUUGUUACUAAUCACAUGCUCAUCUGGGUCCUCUCUCUCUGGACAUGGCGCGAGACUCUCGUUAUUCAAGGAGGCUUCUUCCUUCAUGCAUGGAUCUCCGCUGCGAUCUUCUACUGGUCUGAUGAACGUGGAGCUAUUGAAAAAGAAACUGCAAGAUAUGAAGCCUAUUACGAAGAAGGUGAACAAUUUGAUGACGUUAAAGUGAGUGUGGAACCGUCGAUUGAUUGUUCCGAACCAACUGUGGAAGUAGAUCAACCGAAACGAUCAUGUUGCUCUCGAUUAGUGGAUCAAUUGAAGAACCUCUGGUGCCUGUGUCCACUUAUCAUGAUCUUCACCCCCGUCCAGCAACGUCCAAGAGCUCGACCCUCUGAAUACUCCAUGUUGGGUAGUGAAAAAGACUCCAGAUCUCAAUGGAAAGAAUUUCGUCAACAGCUAAAGGAGAGCUUCUCAUGCCUCUUUACAAAGUCAGUUUGGACUAAUGCGCCUUUCUUGAUUUAUGUGUUGACCAAUGGGAUGGCUGCAGCGAGUGUGGUGAUUCCAUGGACAUUCGUCUAUGACUACGUCCGAUCGGGGUGGCUCUUAGGGCUGGAUUUGAACACUGAGCUCAACUCUGUGGCUGAGACCCAACUGGCUUGGUAUCCUUCUCUUAUAGGUCUUGGCUCUUGUGCCGGCCAAAUUCUCUUUGGUUUGUUGAUCUCCAAGGUUCACAAUCCUACGGAGGUGACAAACAAGCGAAAGGUUAAUAGUCUGAUGUGUGUUUUCGCCAUGGUGCUCUUCAUGAACGGGGCUAUGACUCUGGUCUUCACCUUCGCGCCCCUCCCAACUUAUCUCGGUUCAUUGGGUGUGAGUGGUGCUGAGACUGUCGGUCUCUUCUCCACCACCGUGGGAAGUGUAUUUGCUGCCAUCUGCUUCUUCCUCGGCAUGACUGAUGGCGCUUUCAUGACCAUCCUAGGUCCUAUGCUCGAGCUCUUCCUCAAUGAGACUAACUUUCCCGCCGGAUUGGGAAUCAGUCUCUUCUGCACCGGUGCUUUCAAUUUGGCUGGAACACUUCUUGGAGGUCAUAUGCUCGAUGCCUUUGGAAGUUACUACAGCGCCAACUUGUUUGCCGCUGCAUUGUCCCUUAACGGUUUUGUAGUUUUUGUUAUCUUCUGCCUUGUGUACUAUCGUGGUGGAAAGGAGUCGGACCAAACUAGCAUCGACACAACAGAAGCCCAGACUCAUCGGUCAUAG
Molecule: messenger RNA, 1677 nt
Organism: Rodentolepis nana
Lineage: Eukaryota; Metazoa; Platyhelminthes; Cestoda; Cyclophyllidea; Hymenolepididae
Source: the annotation of a GenBank genome assembly